GAUGUCGUCACUACCGCCGGAACCGUUUAUGAUGCUGCGCGCGAAGGCGCUCAGCAAGCGCGUCAUCAUCAACGUGGGAGGCGUGCGGCACGAGGUGAUGUGGAGCACGCUAGAGCGGCUGCCGCACACCCGCCUCGGUCGCCUGCGCGACUGCAACACGCACGAAGCCAUCAUCGAACUGUGCAACGACUACUCAUUACAGGAUAAUGAGUACUUUUUUGAUAGGCAUCCAAAGAGUUUCAGUUCAAUACUGAACUUCUAUCGGACUGGAAAAUUGCAUUUAGUUGACGAAAUGUGCGUGUUGGCGUUCAGUGAUGACCUGGAGUAUUGGGGAGUGGAUGAACUGUACUUGGAGUCGUGUUGUCAGCACAAAUACCAUCAGAGGAAGGAGCACGUCCAUGAAGAGAUGAGGAAGGAAGCGGAGAGUCUCCGACAACGGGAGGAGGAGGAAUUUGGCCAGGGAACUUGUGCGCAGUACCAAAAAUGGUUGUGGGAUUUACUCGAGAAGCCAACGACGAGUAUCGCCGCCAGGGUAAAGUAUUUAAUAUAAUCGAAGCCUUGUUAUACAGUUUACAUAUAUUUAUGUGUCUUAAAAUAGUAAAGCUGCCCAGGAUUUGAUUAUUUUCUCAUAAGUCAAAGGUACAGGGUUAAGUUUUGAGAUGUUUAGGUGAUAAGUAGUUAGCAGCUUUUUGUUUAUUGUUAGUUAUUUAAAAGGACAUCGCACAAGCAUAAUUAAUUGUUAACUUUCGAAUUUAGAAUCCAUUGAUUUGAAAUUUGAACACCAUUUAUAAGCUUAAUUGUAGUAGGUACACUUUACACUAUCACUGUAUUUUCUAAGAUCUUAAUUACAGACUCUUUCAAA
Papilio polytes (common Mormon) is the source of this 862-nucleotide messenger RNA. Its product is annotated as potassium voltage-gated channel protein Shab-like. NCBI's taxonomy places the organism in Eukaryota, Metazoa, Arthropoda, Insecta, Lepidoptera, Papilionidae. The transcript is spliced from 2 exons. Gene Ontology annotation, molecular function: delayed rectifier potassium channel activity; protein binding. Gene Ontology annotation, cellular component: voltage-gated potassium channel complex. The record is from RefSeq and is a predicted model, not a curated record. Gene Ontology annotation, biological process: protein homooligomerization; potassium ion transmembrane transport. Bases 2 to 550 code for a protein of 182 amino acids.